Messenger RNA from Capronia epimyces CBS 606.96, 873 nucleotides. RefSeq lists its product as uncharacterized. The transcript is spliced from 3 exons. Gene Ontology annotation, biological process: peroxisome fission; regulation of peroxisome size. The record is from RefSeq and is a predicted model, not a curated record. Bases 1 to 873 code for a protein of 290 amino acids. Gene Ontology annotation, cellular component: peroxisomal membrane. NCBI's taxonomy places the organism in Eukaryota, Fungi, Ascomycota, Eurotiomycetes, Chaetothyriales, Herpotrichiellaceae.
AUGAAGGGAAAGACUAACACGCCCACUCCUCUACUGUCAGGCGGCAUUGAGAAAACCCUCAAACUGCUACAGUCGGUCUCGCAGAUCGGCGAGAGCAUUGGCGAUUCCUCCCCCACGUUCGUCGAUCUUGCGCAAUGGACGACGGCGAAAAACCAGUUUGCCCUUGCACGUCGAUACUUCCGGCUCUUCAAAUGGAUCGACUGCUUCACCGUAGCCAAUGCUCAGUACCAGGCGUUCGGAAGCACGCAGCCAAAAGGCAAAGACAAGGGCAAGGGUGGAACGGAAACGGCAACGAAAACGACAGUGAAAACUCCAGAAGAUCCCGGAGACAAUUUCCGCGUACUGCUCUCGGUGUCCAAAUGGUCCUUCCUCGGCAUUUAUCUCUUCCUGGAAAUGUUUACGAUAACCAACGCCUUGUCCCUGACAUCAUAUUCAUGGGGCCCCACUGUGCAAAUCGAGGCGUUGAAAUUCUGGGCCUACUCGCUCGCCGUAUCAGUCAUAUUGGGCAUCUAUGAGCUUUUCCAACUCGGCUCGGAUUCCACACCGACACCUACCACUGAACCCGACGGCAGGGGCAAGCACGGCAGAGAAGAGAAGACCACCCUAGUAUCCGGCAGAGAAGAGAAGACUACCCCAGCAUCCAGCACUACAUCAGCCUCGAGACCUCCUUCAUCCUCUCCCGGGACAUCCCGUUCCAGCCAAGCCCACAAGCGUCGAGCCAUCUACAAGCAAAUCGUCAGCGACGGCUGUGACCUGCUUAUCCCCGCCUCGGCUGUCGGAUGGAUCUCGCUGGACCCUGUUACUCUCGGCGUGGCUGGCUCGAUCAGUGCUGUGCUCGGAGCAUCGGAGGUCUGGGCCAGAGUCAACCCGUGA